Messenger RNA from Sorex fumeus (smoky shrew), 2251 nucleotides. RefSeq names its product zinc finger protein 274 (gene ZNF274). Bases 143 to 2005 code for a protein of 620 amino acids. Gene Ontology annotation, cellular component: nucleoplasm. Gene Ontology annotation, molecular function: RNA polymerase II cis-regulatory region sequence-specific DNA binding; DNA-binding transcription repressor activity, RNA polymerase II-specific. Gene Ontology annotation, biological process: negative regulation of transcription by RNA polymerase II. The record is from RefSeq and is a predicted model, not a curated record. NCBI's taxonomy places the organism in Eukaryota, Metazoa, Chordata, Mammalia, Eulipotyphla, Soricidae. The transcript has 8 exons.
GCAGCGUGAGAACGGGCGGUGUGCCGCGGGUUUGUCUGGGAGUUGUAGUCCGGGUCGACGGGUUACGCACUUACGCGGGCACACGGACGCCAUUGUGCGCUGCGCGCAGGACUGCCCGAGACCCGACUAACAAGAGGAAGUCAUGGCUUCCGGGCUUCCGACGGCGUGGUUCCGUGAGCCAGUGACCUUUGACGAUGUGACCCUGGGCUUUACACUGGAGGAGUGGGGUCUGCUUGACCUUGAACAGAAGUCCCUGUACAGGGCAGUGAUGUUGGAGAACUACAGGAACCUGGUAACAGUGGAACAUCAGUUGUCCAAACCAGAUGUCGUAUCUCAGUUAGAAGAGGCAGAAGAGCUCUGUUCCAUGGAGAGAGGAAUUCACGGCUCCUUUUCAGAAUGUCCUGAGGCUCAGUUGAACUCUCAGUCCAAUCGUCUUCAUGCUGAGAAUCCCCUGAUGAAGAUCAAGGUGGUUGAAGUCCUCACAUUGAAUGAGGAGGUAGCUCGGACCCGGAACGCCCAGAUACGGGCUCUCUAUGCUGAAAAUGAGGGCUUGAGCCCAGACUUCGGGGAGCCAACACAACAGCAGAGCCAGUGUACAGUGGACUCCACUGCUGUUCAGCAGAGGUUCCGCGGAUUUCGCUUUGACAAGGCCACAGGACCUCAGGAUGCCCUGGUCCAGUUGCGUGAGCUUUGCCACCAGUGGUUGCAACCUGAGAUACGCUCCAAAGAACAGAUUCUAGAGCUGCUGGUGCUGGAGCAGUUCCUGGCAUCGCUGCCUCCUAAGCUACGUGUGUGGGUGGAGUCGCAGCACCCUGAGAGUUGUCAGGCAGCGGUGGCCCUGGUGGAGGAUGCGACUGGGGUAUCUGAGGAGGAAGCUUCACCCACCCAAGGCUCCACCUGCUCUCUGGAUGUCACAGCUCACAAAGAGAAGGACAAAGACAUGACCGCCUGCAUAGAGAAGGCACUGCCUGAGGAUCCUGUGACCUUCCAGGACGUGGCUGUGGACUUCAGCAAGGAGGAAUGGGGGCUGCUGGACCCAACCCAGAGAACUGAGUACCAUGAUGUGAUGUUAGAGACAUUUGGGCACUUGGUUUCUGUGGGGUGGGACACUACGCUGGAAAAUAAACAGUUAACGUCAGGGUCUGAUAUUCCUGAGCAAGAACCAUCCCCUGAGCCGAAAAUGGCAGUAGUCUCACAAGAGGAGGCCAGGCCCUCCACCUCCAGGGAUAGCCCACAUGGUGGGACCCCCAAAGUCUCAAAAACUGCACUGAAACAGGUGAAGCCUGCUCAGGAAAAGACCCUCCCUAAGAAGCACUGUCAGAGUCUCAGGUCCCAGGCAAACAUUACUUCUGAUAAAAGCCAUGUUUCAGUCCCAAAAAGUCUUCCUAAGAAAAACUUACGCAAGCGUGUCUCACAGGUUAAAAAUGUGACACAGACUCCAUUUGUCAAAAUUCAUCAGAAGAGCUACAGAGAGGAAAAAGCUAGGGAAAGUAGUGGGAAAGUCUUCAUUCGAAACCCUCAGCAGAUAACCUUCACCAAAAUUCGUAAAGGGAGCCAAGUUUGCCGAUGCAGUGCCUGUGGUAAAAUAUUUCGUAACCCAAGAUACUUUUCUGUACAUAAGAAAAUCCACACAGGAGAGAGGCCUUACGUGUGUCAGAAUUGUGGGAAAGCAUUCGUUCAGAGCUCCUCACUCACACAGCACAUGCGAGUUCACACUGGAGAGAGACCGUUUGAAUGUAAGGAGUGUGGCAGGACCUUCAAUGAUCGCUCAGCCAUCUCUCAGCACUUGAGGACUCACACCGGGGCCAAGCCCUACAUGUGCCGGGUCUGUGGGAAGGCCUUUCGCCAGAGCUCCCAUCUCAUCAGGCAUCGACGCACGCACACAGGAGAGCGUCCCUACAAGUGCACCAGAUGUGGAAAGGCCUUCACCCAAAGCUCACACCUCAUUGGGCACCAGAAAACACACAGUAAGGCCAAGCUCAAGAAGAAACGGACUGCCUUAUAGUACUCAGACUAGCAGAAGAGAUGGCAUCUUUUUGACCUGGUCCUUCAUGACCUGGUUGCAAGCUACUAACAUAAUUUGCCAUUAUAAGUUCAUUUAGUUAUUGAAAUACUAGUAAAGCUUGUUAUGUUGUACGUUUUUAAAGCCUGGUACCAAAAUGUCUAAUACGAUGAUAAUCUAUUCAAGGUAAAACACUUAUGCAUAUGUCGGGGACUUAAAAACUUGGAUAAAUAUUUCUGUGGUAGAAUC